Egretta garzetta (little egret) is the source of this 344-nucleotide messenger RNA. RefSeq names its product synaptogyrin-2. Lineage: Eukaryota; Metazoa; Chordata; Aves; Pelecaniformes; Ardeidae. The transcript has 3 exons. The record is from RefSeq and is a predicted model, not a curated record. The coding region runs from base 1 to 306 and encodes 101 amino acids. Gene Ontology annotation, cellular component: synaptic vesicle membrane; neuromuscular junction.
AUGGCCCGGUGGGAGCAGGGACGCAGCCCUGGCCCCUCACACCACCUUCCUCCCGCAGGUCUCUGGACGUUCCUGUGGUUCAUUGGCUUUUGUUUCUUGACCAACCAGUGGGCCUGGACGCAGGCUAAGGACGUGCACGUCGGGGCUGACUCGGGCCGCGCCGCCAUCACCUUCAGCUUCUUCUCCAUCUUCUCCUGGGGCCUCCUCAUCGCUUUCGCUUACAAGAGGUACAAAAUGGGGGUGGAGGACUUUGCUCACAGCUACGUCGACCCCACCCCGGAGGUUCCGAAUCCCUACUCCAGCUAACCCAACAUCAGACACGACAGCUACCAGCAGCAGCCCAU